AUGGCUUCCUUUAGAGGGAAAGUCUCUGAAGCAGUCGAGUCCUCUGCCCCAAAGACCUCUGACAGGCUAGGCUCUGAAAAGGGUGUUGCGACGCUGGCAUACGUCUCAGUCGAGGACGGGGUGGUACGUGAUGUACCGAGAGCCGACGAGCUAUCCGAGUAUGGCACGCACCGAGGUCUCCAAUCCCAUCACAUCCAGCUGCUCGCCAUCUCAGGCGUCAUCGGCACCGGUCUCUUUGUGGGAACAUCCAGCGUACUGGCUUCCGCCGGUCCGGGCGGUCUCCUGAUCGGAUACAUUAUUUGGUGCGUCUUUCUCCUAAUCGUGGCCCACGCCAUGGGAGAGAUGUCUGCCUUCCUACCCGUCCCGGGAUCCUUUGCGACGCACAUUGGACGUUUUGUGGACGAAAGCGCCGGUGUCGCCAUGGGCUGGGUCUACGCGUACUCCAUGAUGAUCUUCACCGCCGCCGACUGCACCGCCCUGACAGGGCUCUGGUCGUACUGGUUUCCCGACAUCAAUCCGGGUGUAUGGGUCGCUGUCACCCUGGUCGUGGUGUUUGCCCUCAACUGCAUGGCGGUCAAGUACUUUGGCGAGGUUGAGUUCUACGCGUCCAUUUUCAAGAUCUUCCUCAUCUUCGGCUUCCUCCUCUUCACCUUUAUCGUCGUCCUCGGCGGGAACCCUCAUCACGACCGUAUCGGUUUCCGGUACUGGAAGAACCCCGGCGCGUUCAAUGAAGCCUACACAACCGGCUCUCUCGGCCGUUUCCUGGCCAUCUGGGGCGUCUUCAACACCGCCGCCUUCUCGAUCGGAGGGCCUGACUUCAUCGCCAACUGCGCCCCCGAAGCCACGAAUCCACGACGGAACAUCCCCAAGGCAGUGCGACGGGUCAUUUAUCGCCUCAUCUUCUUUUUCAUCUUGUCGGUCUUUGCCGUGGGGAUGCUUGUCCCCUACAAUGACCCGUCUAUGCUGUCGGCCAUCGCGAACGGAACGGGCGUGGCCAAGUCACCGUUUGUCAUCGCCAUGAAGCGCCUCGAGAUCCCCUUUUUGCCGGACCUCGUCAACGCCGUCGUCAUCACCAGCGCCUGGAGCUGCACCAACUGCCUGUUGUUUCAGGCCUCCAGGACGGUGUUUGGACUGGCCAAACACGGCCGCGCCCCCAAAAUCUUUGGCAAGACCACCGCAAGCGGAGUUCCCCUGCCGGCAUUGAUCUUGUCAAUCGCGGUGGCCUGUUUAGCCUUCAUGACUUGUAACACGGCCUCGGCGAAAGUAUUCAACUGGUUCAUCAACUUGGGCUCGACGGCCAUCAUGAUCGCCUAUAUCAUGAUGCUAGUGGCCAACCUGCGGUUCCACGCCGGCCUACGCGCCCAGGGCAUCGACGCUAACACCGCCCUGCCAUUCCGUAGUCGCUUCACGCCCUGGGGCAACUACGUCGCGUUGGGCGGCGUCGGCCUCAUCCUGUUGACCAACGGCUACGGAGUCUUCAUUCACGGGUACUGGAAUUUCCAAAACUUCUUCACCGCCUACUUCACCAUCGUCUUCUUCCUGGUCGUCUAUCUUGGGUGGAAGAUAGUCAAACGGACCAGCUUCAUCAAGGCUGUCGACAUGGACUUCAGCACCGGCAUGGCCGAGGUCGAGAAGCACGAGGCCACCUUGUCGGUCAAACCGCCCGAGACGCGAUAUGAAAGAUUGAUGGAUUGGCUCUGGUAA
This is a messenger RNA of Capronia epimyces CBS 606.96, 1704 nucleotides long. RefSeq lists its product as uncharacterized. Gene Ontology annotation, cellular component: membrane. The transcript has 3 exons. Gene Ontology annotation, molecular function: amino acid transmembrane transporter activity. The coding region runs from base 1 to 1704 and encodes 567 amino acids. The record is from RefSeq and is a predicted model, not a curated record. Gene Ontology annotation, biological process: amino acid transmembrane transport. Lineage: Eukaryota; Fungi; Ascomycota; Eurotiomycetes; Chaetothyriales; Herpotrichiellaceae.